CAUCCAAACAACCUCAUCUCCACAAUCACUAUGGCCGACACCACCACCUUCCACACCACCCAGCAGGACAUCCGCAAGCCUGAGUCCCACGCCUCCCACGCCCAUGCUGGCCAGACCCCUGCCAACUCCAAUGUUUCCGCUAUGAAGUCCAUCGUCGACCAAGCCAACGCCAACAAGGGCGAACAGAUCGAGCAGACCAAGGCCAACCUGCCCCUGCCUGACCAGCCCCCCGUCGCCAGCGACUGGAACUCCGCCGAUCAGAGAACCGUCAACGUCGGCUCGGGCGGUCGGGAGGGUCCCGUCUCCGGCGAGAACAACAGCGCUCUGCGGGAGCCCGCCACCGCCAGCAGCAGCGUCCGCGUCGAUGGAUCUGAGCUGCACCAGAACACACAGCCCGGCAGCGACGUCGGCCGCCAGGGUAAGGACAACCUUGAGGGUCUGCCCAAGGAUGCCCUUGCCCGGUAAAUACCUCGAUGCUACUGCUACAUCGAAAAGCCUUUUUUUUCCUAUCAAAGCAUGUACUUUAACGAAUGAGCACUUUAAUGAACGAUCACGGUCUCCG
Aspergillus aculeatus ATCC 16872 is the source of this 562-nucleotide messenger RNA. RefSeq lists its product as uncharacterized. The transcript has 2 exons. NCBI's taxonomy places the organism in Eukaryota, Fungi, Ascomycota, Eurotiomycetes, Eurotiales, Aspergillaceae. Bases 31 to 465 code for a protein of 144 amino acids. The record is from RefSeq and is a predicted model, not a curated record.